Messenger RNA from Daucus carota subsp. sativus, 2040 nucleotides. Its product is annotated as laccase-4. Gene Ontology annotation, cellular component: apoplast. Bases 81 to 1751 code for a protein of 556 amino acids. The transcript is spliced from 5 exons. The record is from RefSeq and is a predicted model, not a curated record. NCBI's taxonomy places the organism in Eukaryota, Viridiplantae, Streptophyta, Magnoliopsida, Apiales, Apiaceae. Gene Ontology annotation, molecular function: copper ion binding; hydroquinone:oxygen oxidoreductase activity. Gene Ontology annotation, biological process: lignin catabolic process.
ACAGCAACAAGCUACAUUAACCCUUCAUUAAUCUCACAGAGAUCAAACACAUUCAUUCAAAUAAGUCACAGAAGAGAAAGAUGGUGUCUUGGGCCCGAGUUUUGAUCCUUGUCGCGUGCUUCCUUCCCCUGUUGGUGGAAUCCAGAGUUCGCCAUUACAAGUUCGAUGUGUCGAUGAGGAAAACCACCCGCUUGUGUUCAAGCAAGCCAAUUGUGCUGGUUAACAAUCGCUUCCCAGGCCCUACUCUUUAUGCCAGAGAAGGCGACACAGUCCUCAUCAACGUCGUUAAUCAUGUCAAAUACAAUGUUUCCAUACAUUGGCAUGGCAUUAGACAAUUGAGGACAGGGUGGGCAGAUGGACCUGCAUACAUCACACAAUGCCCUAUUCAGCCAGGACAAAAUUAUGUUUACAAUUUUACUAUUACAGGCCAACGGGGUACACUUUUCUGGCAUGCACAUAUUUUAUGGCUACGAGCAACGGUUCAUGGUGCCAUUGUAAUCCACCCUAAGCUUGGCGUCCCUUAUCCAUUUCCGAAACCUCACAGAGAAAUUGUUGUGGUUCUAGGUGAAUGGUGGAAAUCAGACACUGAAAAUGUGAUCAAUCAAGCGCUAAAAUCAGGUUUAGCACCGAAUGUCUCGGAUGCUCAUACAAUUAAUGGCCUGCCAGGAUCAGUCUCGGGUUGUGCAACGCAGAAUGCAUUCCAAUUGAGUGUUGAUAGUGGAAAGUCUUACAUGCUGCGGAUCGUUAAUGCUGCACUUAAUGAAGAACUUUUCUUUAAGAUUGCUGGACACAAGCUGACUGUGGUUGAAGUGGAUGCUACAUAUGUAAAGCCAUUCAAAACGGAUACAAUCCUGAUUGCCCCAGGCCAGACCACCAAUGUUAUAGUUGAUGCAGAUCAAAACUCUGGCAAAUACCUUGUCGCCGUUUCUCCAUUUAUGGAUUCUCCAAUAGCUGUUGACAAUGUGACAGCAACAGCAACUUUGCAUUAUUCUGGAAUACUUGCAAAUGCUCCAACUACUUUCACAAAGCCACCCCCACAAAACGCCACCCCAAUUGCUGAAAACUUCUUACAGUCACUUCGAAGCUUAAAUUCAAAAAGAUUUCCGGCAAAAGUACCAUUGACAGUUGAUCACUCCCUUUUUUUCACAGUUGGAUUAGGUAUAAAUCCUUGUCCUAGUUGUAGAGCUGGUAAUGGAAGCCGAGUCGUGGCUAGUAUAAACAAUGUGACCUUUGUCAUGCCUACUACGGCUCUUCUUCAAGCACAUUACUUCAAAACCAGUGGCGUUUUUACAACUGAUUUUCCAGCAAAUCCACCUUCUGUUUACAAUUAUACAGGCACUCCACCAGCCAAUUUAGGAACCACAACUGGUACAAAAGUCUACAGGCUACCUUACAAUGCCACAGUUCAGAUUGUUCUCCAAGAUACCAGUAUUAUAUCACCAGAGAAUCAUCCUAUUCAUCUUCAUGGAUUCAAUUUCUUCGUAGUUGGCAGAGGACUAGGGAACUAUAAUCCGAAGAAAGAUGCAAAGAAUUUUAACCUUGUUGAUCCUGUUGAAAGGAACACAGUUGGUGUACCAUCUGGUGGAUGGACAGCCAUUAGAUUUCGUGCAGAUAAUCCAGGAGUUUGGUUCAUGCAUUGUCACUUGGAAGUACACACUACAUGGGGACUAAAAAUGGCGUUCUUGGUGGAAAAUGGAAAGGGUCCAAACGAGUCAAUUUUACCACCUCCUAAAGAUCUUCCGCAAUGCUGAUACAACUCAACAUCCACAUAUACAUAUAGAAAGGCAGAUCAUGAAUUUAAAGAUGUGAAGAUGAAACACAACAUAACUAUAUAAGACACGAAAGAGAUGCAAUCAAGAAAAAAAAUGGUGAGGUGAGAUCAACCUACUUUGGAGCAAACUAGAACUUGAUCAAACAUUUUUGCCAUUGAGAGUGUAUAUGUUAGUAAAAGUUCAUACUUCAUUCAUUUUGCAAUUUACUCCAUUGAGAAUUUUUGAUAAAUCAUAAAUGAGCUUAUAAAAAGCAAGUGAUUCAGUUCUA